This is a messenger RNA of Monodelphis domestica (gray short-tailed opossum), 7403 nucleotides long. NCBI's taxonomy places the organism in Eukaryota, Metazoa, Chordata, Mammalia, Didelphimorphia, Didelphidae. The record is from RefSeq and is a predicted model, not a curated record.
UCGCCUGGAUAAAGAAAACUCGGCCCGACUCUUUGUUAAGGGAGGCCAAGGUCCCCAGGCCCAUACUAGGCCACACGGCGGUCUCCUGGUUCCCUAGGAGCUGCUGCCCCGGCGCCCAGACCUCCUCCCCCUCGUCCUGAGGCCUACCGAGCAGCCACAGCCACAGACGAGCCCUGCCGCUUCGGAUUACGUGCGCUCGGUCUCCGUUCCCCCGUCCCGUUACAAUGAGAAUUCUCUACUUGCUUUGUGUGUGCCUUUUGAUGCUGGGGGAUUUCUUGGAAGCCAAGUUUGAUGAUUUUGAGGAUGGAGAUGACAUGGUAGAAUAUGAUGAUAAUGAUUUUGCUGAGUUUGAGGAUGCGAUGGAAGAUGUUGUCACAGAGCCCCCUCAGCGAGUGAUCACAACCGAGGAAGAUGAAGAGGAAGCCACUGUAGAGCUGGAAGGGCCAGAUGACAACCCAGAAGACUUUGAAGAUACAGAUCCUCAGGAGGGAGAUACUGAGAAUGAACCAUAUGAUGAUGAGGAAUUUGAAGGCUUUGAAGAGAAACCAGACAUGUCUUCUAGUAAAAGCAAAGACCCUAUAACAAUUGUUGAUGUCCCUGCACACCUUCAAAAUAGCUGGGAAAGUUACUAUAUGGAGAUUUUGAUGGUGACUGGACUGCUUGCCUACAUCAUGAAUUAUAUUAUUGGAAAGAAUAAAAACAAUCGCCUGGCCCAGGCUUGGUUCAACACCCACAGAGAGCUUCUGGAAAGCAACUUCACCCUUGUUGGGGAUGAUGGAACCAGCAAGGAAGCUACAAGCACAGGGAAGUUAAACCAGGAAAAUGAACACAUCUAUAACCUCUGGUGUUCAGGUCGAGUGUGCUGUGAGGGCAUGCUUAUACAGCUAAAGUUUCUCAAGAGACAAGAUCUCCUAAAUGUCCUGGCUCGAAUGAUGAGGCCAACCUGUGAUCAAGUGCAAAUAAAAGUAACAAUGAAUGAUGAAGAUAUGGAUACAUAUGUUUUUGCUGUUGGCACACGAAGAGCCUUGGUGCGAUUACAGAAGGAGAUGCAAGACCUGUGUGAAUUUUGUAGUGACAAGCCCAAGUCUGGAACAAAGUAUGGACUUCCAGACUCCUUGGCCAUCUUGUCAGAAAUGGGAGAAGUCACAGAGGGAAUGAUGGAUACAAAGAUGGUACACUUUCUCACACACUACGCUGACAAGAUUGAAUCAGUCCAUUUUUCAGACCAGUUCUCCGGGCCAAAAGUUGUACAAGAGGAAGGUCAGCCUUUAAAGCUGCCUGACACUAAGAGGACAUUAUUGUUUACAUUUAAUGUACCUGGAUUAGGUAACACUUCCCCAAAGGAUAUGGAGGCUUUGCUGCCGCUAAUGAAUAUGGUGAUUUAUUCUAUCGAUAAAGCCAAAAAGUUCCGACUUAAUAGAGAAGGCAGACAAAAAGCUGAUAAGAAUCGGGCUCGAGUUGAAGAGAAUUUCCUGAAGCUGACUCACGUGCAGAGGCAGGAAGCUGCACAGUCUCGCCGGGAAGAGAAAAAAAGGGCUGAAAAGGAGCGGAUCAUGAAUGAAGAAGAUCCUGAGAAACAACGAAGGCUAGAGGUGACAAUGACUUUUUCUGUCACUGAAGUGACAAAUCAUUGGGGUUGUGCCCUGGAGGAGGGAAUGGGGACACUUUGUGCUUCCCCUCCCCUCUUAAUCUAAGGUUGUUUUUUUUCUGUACCACUUGAGAAGUACAGAAAAUUGUCUUCUAGAGACAUUUUCUCCAUUCCAUUUCCUCCUGGGGGAAAAAAAGUGCUAGAUUUGAGAUCAUAUCUGAACCUAAAUCAUAAAAAUAGCCACUAAAAAUAAAAAAAAGCAAAGUGUAAAAAUUUUAAAAUCAAUUUAAAAUCAUCAAAAAACAAGAUAUUCCAAUAUAUACAUGCAGAGAACAAAAAGAAGAUUGUAUAUGAAACUGAAUUUCUGUUAUAAUUUUUUAAUGCAUAUUAGGUAUUAACAAAACUGCCCUGUUUGUGUCCCCUUCUGAACAUUUUAGUUUUCUCAGUUUUAUGUUUUAGUGAUGUUCUUUUCUUCUCUCUAAGUUCCUAUAAACUUAUCCAAAUCCCAUAAAAGAUCAUUCAGUAAGCCCUAUUAUGUAUAUAUUGGGCAGUAUGGAAUACAAAGACAAAAGUAAAACUAAUGCCUACACUCAAGGGGUUUAUAUUAUAAUGGGAGAGAUAACAUGUAGAUCUGUAAGUGCAUGCAGGAUCUAUAGAAAAUAUUCUCUUAUUUGUAUAAGAUAGUAUUGGGAAAGUACUGGUCAUUACUUAGAGCAUCAGAAAGGCUUCAUUUAGAAGGUGGUAUUUGAAUGAAGAUUUGAAGGAAACCAAAGAUUCCAAGAGGUGGAGGUAGGAGGAGCUGCAUUCUAGGCACAGGAUAGCCAGCACAAAGGCAUAAGGACAAGAAGUGUAACAUCCUCGUGUGUACAGGAGCCAGUAUACUGGACCUCAGACUUCACAGAGGGGAAGCAAUGUGUGGGGAGACUGAAAAGUCAUGAUAACACUAGGUUGUGAAGAGCUAGAUAGAGGAGUUUAUAUCUGAUUCUGAGGUUAAUAGGGAGAUAUUAGUGUUUAAUGAGUUUUAGGGGGCAAGUUAUGACUUGUAUGGAUCUAUGAAGUAUGAAAAUUACUUGACAGCUAAGUAGUAUUGGGGCAAGGGGAGAAAUACAAGGCAAAAAGGCUAAAUAUAAGUUUAUUGAAGUAGUCCAGGCAAAGGGUGAAGAGGGCUUGAACUGUGGCAAUAGUUGUUUGAGUGGUGAGGAGGGAACAUAGGUGAGUUACUGUGGAGAUAGAAUCAGAAAGAUCUGACAACUGACUUGAUAUAUAGGGUACAUCAGAAUGAGGAGCUGAGAAUUACAAAAGAUUUCAAACCUGGGUGAUGACAAGAAUGGUGGAGCCUCUGAUUGCAGUAGGGAUGUUUGGAAAGUGGGGGAGGCAUGGAGAGAAAGGUAAUAAUUUUGUUUUGGAUGCCCAUUAGUAUUGUCAAACAGAAGAAAUCAAUACAUUGGCCACAUCUGAAAAGGUAUGUCUCAUUAAAGUGGGCAAGUUUAGAGGUCUUUUGUUUACUUCUUUGUGAAGGGAACUCUCUCUCAGGAUCCCACAUUGGGUUCCUACCUGUGUCUCUGCACUACUAGAGCUACAUCAUGUCACCAAGCGUGAUGGUGACCUAGGCACUUGAUCCAGAAAUGAUUGGGAAAUUGAUCUGGGUGUUAAGGGAGGAAAUAAAGGAGUGGGAUCCAGGAAGUGGAAGUCUAUUCUCUCAGGCAUGGAAGGUGGCUAAGGGGUCCAUUGGGAGACCACCCACAUGGCAGAAUAAAAUUAGGCUUCUCUCUGUCUGUCUUCUAUCUAAGUAAAUAUUAACAAACUUUAUAGAAAUUAAGGACCCAAGUUUAAUUAAAUUAUUACACUUCUCUGCAACAUUUGGUGCUGCUUUGACCAACCUGUUCUCCCGCAUACUUCCUUUUCUCUAGUCUUUGGACAGUAUCUUCUCUUGGUUCUCCAACCUGAUUCACAGUUUUCUUUGCUGGAUCUUUAGUAAUUCAUGCUCUUUUACGAUACACUUUGUGUAUACCCAAAGACUGUGUCCUGGAUCCUCUUCUCUCACUUGGUGAUCUGUUCUAUUCCCAGGGGUUUUAAUUAUCUCUAUGCAGAAGAUGAUUUGUAGCUAAACUGUGUCUGUGUCUCUCUUCCCUCUAUUUCCCCUCCCAACCCCCAGUCACAAACUGCCUAUUGGACAUUCCAAAUUAGAUGUUCCAUAGACCUUUCAAAUCUAAGAAGUUUCCCUCAAAGCCUAUCUCUCUUUUGAAUUUGCUUUUACUGUCAGGGGUACCUUUAUUCAUCAAUUUAUCUAGGUUCUGAACAUCUAGGUUUGCCCUUCUGUAUUCCAUAUUAAUUUUUUUUAACAUGUCAAUACAAAUUUUAAUCAUCGUUUUCUAACAUUUUCAUUCCUUCCCAAGAUGGCAGGUAAUACAUGUUGUACAAUAUAUAUUUCAAUGUUUAUCAUAACACAUUAAAUGUAAUAGUUACUUUAGAAAAACUCAAGGUUAUGUAAUACUGAUUCAAUGUCUCAAAUACAGUCCUUUUUUUUGUUGUUGAAAUGACAGGGACUAGACCUUUGGCUUUAUUAUUAAAGAGAACUCAGGGAGGAAGAACUUCCCUCUAAUACAAGCCUUUGUCUUCUCUGCAGUCUAUGGUCUUUAGAAGUUGCCUGGAGCACUGAGAGGUUAAAUGUUUUGCCAGUGGUAGCACAGACCCAGAAUGUGAGAUGUCAAUGGGCGGACUUAGACUCAUGUCUUCCUGUCUCCACUGAGGCAAAAAUCACAAACUGUGAUAAAACCCCAGAGUGCAGUUUGAACGAGAUAAAAAUGUAAUUGGAAGAAAAGUACAGCAACAUUUUUUAAAAUACUGCAUAGAUAAUGUUAAUUUGUGGUUUUCUAAGUAACUUUGCCAUCAGCAGGGGUCUUGUUCUCUUUUAUAUGACUAUACUCUACUGAGACAACCCAUUCCCUCUCUUUGGGGGGGGGAAAAGUCCCCCAACCCACCCCUGAUGGAAAAGUAUUUUUACAUAUCUCUUUGCUUAAUUAAUCCAAGUUAGUGUUGAUUCAACAACAGAUUAUAGAUAGUUGUGCCUGAAAUUUGAUAGUUAUGGCUAAAAUGUUAAUUCCUGGUGCAUGGGAAAUUUUUUGAACAGUAACAUGGGUAAUACACUUUUUUGGGUCAGGUUUGGAUUAACUGCCUUUUGCUUAAUUUUGGAUCCUUUCUCAAUAGGAAGCUGCCUUGAGACGUGAGCAAAAGAAGUUGGAGAAGAAACAACUGAAAAUGAAACAAAUCAAAGUGAAAUCUAUGUAAAGCUAAAGUUGCUGACUGAUUCCACUUACAAGUUCUAAUUUCACAGGGUACAAAAAAAGUCCAUUUCUCAUCUUUAGCUUCAAACACUCAACAAAACUGGGAAAUCCUCAUUGGCAUCAUCAGCACUAUUUAUUGGUUUAGAGUUUUACAAAAUAUGUAUACAAGUUUGAAGGGCUCUGUUUUAACCAGUUUCUUCCAGGUAAUCAAAUUGUUUUAAUUAUUUUUAAAAGGAAUGAUAGCUCAAAUCUCCUUUGAUUUAUUUUUUUAAUUUUAAAUUGUAACAUGAAUCACCAGUGCCACUCACAUUUCAGUGCUUCUUGUUUUUAAGAUAUUUGACAUCAAUAAGCAAAAUCUUUGUUACUUGUGGGCAUUUGAAGUGACCAGAAAAGAACUCUAAAACCAGGAUUUCCUAAAUGACUAUUGAAAUUGCACAAUAAACAUUGCUUGGUGUCAUUUUCUUUGUCUCCAUUAAGCUUGUUAAGGAGUGUAUUUAGAGCACUACAGAUAUGAUCUUGAAUUUUCAGGAACUCAGAAUUAAUGUACUUUAGUUUCUGAUUUGUAAGUGAGAGAUGCUGAUGACAGUAUUAUGGAACAUCAUGCUAUAAAUUUACCAUAGGUUUUUAGAAUACUUGUAUGAUAAAAAAAAUUCUUGGUAGAUGAAAUAUCAGGGAUAGGUAGCACAGGAGCAGUUUUCCUCCUUACCUGGUGCCAUGAGCUCAUCAAAAAGUGAAUGCUGUAUUUUAAAUGAUUGUGUGUAUUUCUUUUUCUUGAGCAAGACAUGAUAAAUGAACAGCUUCACCUCAGGCAGUUCAGUGGGCUCUCUAAAAUUCUGUGAAGAAGUUAAUUCUUAAAAUGUUUUCUUUCUUGGUUGCUGCUGCCUGUUAAACUGUUUACUGAGAAUCUUUUCUAAAAGGUGACUAUGCACCUUUGAUUUUUUUUCUGCUAUCCACCCUUCUCCUACUUGAAGUCAGGCAGAUCCUUUGGGUGGAGAUGAGUAUCUAUCUAAACAAUCAAGAGCUGUGGCUGCUUCCUAAGGAAGCAGCUUUAAGGAAGAGGCCUAUCUGCACGAGCACUUUGCUUGGUCAGAUCUCUGCAUUUUAUAAAUGCUUCCUUCUAAGAAAGCAUUUUUUAAAGUAACUACUUGUACUGGGUGUUUUGUGUUGGGAUGGGGAAGAGUCGGGUUUUUUCUUGGGGGUGGGGGAGGGAUUUUGUUGAUGCUUUAUGUGCAGAUCUGUUCUAAGGCAAUAAUAAUGAAUUGCUGUGGAAACAGCAUGUGCUGGAAAAGCCUUUGUUACUGCAUGUAAACUUUUCACCUGAAUUUUUAUCUUGGAGAAUGCCAAAUCCUGUAAUUUGGAGAUGUGAAUGUAAUUUUUAACAUUUCAUAAAAUUAAAUUAUUAAAGUAACAUACUUAGAUGGAAUUUAACUAUUUUAAUGCUUUAAUUUUAGAAUUAGCAUUGUUCCACAACUUUUAAAGAUACUAUAAUAAGGAAAGUUAAUAUGCUAUAAUAUCUUUUGAUUAAACAAAAGCUUUCUUAAAGACAAACAUUUGGGCUAUGGCAGCUAAUUUUUAUAAUAUGAACAUUCAUAUGAACUACCUAUGAAUAUAUUAAAAUAAUUGACCAAAACACUCAGUGCCUUUCUUAUUUUACUAGUGUUAUCCUUUUUCAAGACUCUGAAAUUCAGGACUGUUUUCCUUAUGUACAAGAUCAGCAUUUGAGGAAGCUCUUUAAAAUGAGUGUCUUUUCUGUUUCACCCAUGCUUUAUCAAACCAAGUUAGUUCCCUGUGUCAUCAGUGACUAUGUUCAGGAAUUUUACAUGGGAUGAAUGACCUCUGAUUUAUACUAGUGAUAGUAACUGAUACUGAUUAAUGAGGUCCUGGGAUCCACUGAAGUGUCAGUGAGAAAUCCUAAGAUAUAGCUGGUUAUGUGAGUCCUAUAUGAAACUUUCUGAGCAAGUCCUGAAAAUUAUGCCACCAUUAUUGCCAUCUCUGAGAGAAGAGAAUGUUGCCUAUCAUCCCAAAGAAGUAGAUGGAUUGAACCUUUCAGAACUUCUUUCUGGAGUCCAGAACUGGCCCUAUUUUAGGAGGUGACUGCACUUUGCUUAUAUUUCUGCUACCUGCCCUUCUGCCCAGCUAAUGCUGGGAAGAGCUCUGACCUUGUCUAUAAAAUUGGCAUAGUUUCCUUCUUAUUAGGAAGCCUGAUGGGUGAGGAUUCUCCUUCAAUUAUGUGUCAUCUUUAUAGAACUAAGUAGUUCCUUGCUUGGAUAAAUAGAAAGACAUAGUCCUGUCCUUGUGGAACUUACAGUGUGGCAUUGAACACAUAUCAAGAAUUAUAAUAAUGGUGGCUAGGACCAGAGACUAAUCCAUUGGUAUUAUUGUCUUAAUAACCAUAGAACAGAUUUAGUAUCUUUCAGAAAUUAUCUCAAUGAUUGUCAUGUGACUUCAUGCAUUUUAAGAACUGAACCAGGGUUUAACAUGCACUGUAUCUUCUUGUCAAUGGUCUUUGGAAAUAAAGUUUUGUUAGUGUA